GUGGUUGAGUUGCAAAUCAAGGCCCAAUCUGCACCCUCAGAGAUGUACCAGAGUUUAGCAAUGGCAGCCAACCAUGGCCCACCAGCAUAUGAAGGGACCAGUAGUUUUAUGCACACCGCAGCUGCUGCUUCUCCUGUCUACAUACCAACCACAAGGGUCACUACCAUGAUCCCCAGCCUGCCUUACCUCCAAGGGAGUGGUUCAUCCCAGCAAGGCAGCCCAGUAUCCAGUCACUCCAUUUGGACUCAGCCUGGAGCUGAGAGUGUUGCUUACAACCCUGGAUCUUCUCAUCCAUCAGUAUCUCCAAGGUUCUCCUUUGCUACCAGCACCCCCAUCCCAGCAACUACUUCCAGAGAAGCAUCUGCUUAUAGCAGCUCUCUUAGUAUCUCGGCCAAUAGCAGGGACCAGUAUGCUCGGAGUUUCAGUGGCUCCUAUUCCAGUCCAUAUCCAGCAAGUUAUAUGACCCCAGAAUUGGGCACCAGUUGGACUUCAUCUCCCUUUGAUAGCCCCAUGCUCCACAACCUUCAGAAUCGGAGUACUCCAGGAGCUUCAAGGCACACCAAUAUAGAGUUUUUUGAUGAUUACUCCGAAGGUCGGGAAUGUGUCAACUGUGGUGCUAUGUCCACCCCACUGUGGCGAAGAGAUGGCACUGGCCACUAUCUUUGUAAUGCAUGUGGACUCUACCACAAGAUGAAUGGCAUUAACCGGCCACUGAUCAAGCCCCAGAGGAGGCUGUCAGCCUCCCGUCGGAUUGGACUGUCAUGUGCAAACUGCCAUACAUCUACAACCACACUGUGGCGCCGAAAUGCUGAAGGAGAGCCAGUCUGCAAUGCUUGUGGCUUAUACAUGAAGCUCCAUGGGGUUCCAAGACCUUUAGCUAUGAGAAAAGAAGGGAUCCAAACCAGGAAGCGUAAACCAAAGAACUUGAGCAAAUCCAAGACAUCAGCAGGGUCAGCCACCAAUGAAAGCCUCCCCACUGCAAUUAGCUCAGCCCCCUGCACCAGCACGACCACCACUACUACUGCUGAAGAAAUGCGCCCCAUCAAGACAGAACCAGGGAUCUCAUCUCAUUAUGGACACCCGAGCCCUAUUCCUCAGGCAUUCUCUGUUGCGGCAAUGUCUGGGCAUGGACCUGCUCUUCACUCCACUGUGCCUACUCUCAAACUUUCCCCACAGGCUUACCAAGCAGCCAUCAACCACUCUCCCCAGCCUAACACCAAGCAAGAUUCUUGGAACAGCCUAGUCUUGGGGGAAACACAUGGAGACAUCCUCACAGCUUAACAAUCUUUUGCCUCCUCACCCCCUUCUAAGGGAGUUACCAAGCUUAGGACUCGUAAGCGAUGGGCAACUAUCAAGCAAUACUGUUUGUUCUUUUUCUUUUCUUGUUUCUCCCUCCCAUCCUUUGUUUUUGUCUAGUUCUGGUCUUAGAAGAACCAUUCCAAAUUGUUUUGGCCUGUUCAAGUUCUAUUUUUAAGAAAUCCUCCAGAUAACCUGGACACCAAUAUUACAUGUUUAUACAUAACUGAUAUACAGAGAUAUAAUAUCAAAUGGUAUGUUUGUCUAUGUGUGUAUAUGUGAAGGGUAUGUAUGAGCUAGAAAAAAAAUUGUAAUUGCAGCUUUCCACAUGUUCAGUCUUCAAUCAUCCUUUGAAAAAUGAAAGAAUGUAUAAGCCAGCCCAUAAAAAUAGAAUGGAUGUUAAAAAACAUAAAAAAUAAAAUAAAAACAAAAAAUAAGCCAGCAAUAUCCCUAAACUUUGGAUUAUGUAGGAUCAGUGGCUAGUGGCCUUUAUGAAAGAUCUGAUUUCCUGAUUUGGGAUGUGAUAGCUAUCCAUCCCAUGCUAAUUCGAAGCCUAAAGAACUAGUAGUAUAUGCAAAGAAGAAUGGAAAACAGGCUAGUUGCUGGCAUAGGCUUGAGUUUUGGUUUUCUAUUUCCCAUUUUGAUUUAUAAAAAUUAUUCUUCCCCAAAGAGACUGCAUAUAAAAUUUUAUUAUCUUUGAUUGCAAGAAACUCAAAUGGAUGUUCAAGGAUGGUGGCCCACAAGAAUCCAGAAGAAAAUGGAGGUGUGUGGUUGGCAAAUUCUGCAAUCGUGAACUGAGGACUCCAGAGUUUUUUUUUUAAAGUAUGGAACACAGAGUAACAGUUUUGUCUUCAUAGCUGCAAUCCACUAUGGCUGGUGGAUUCUAGCAAGAAUGUUGUGGAUCCAGCAAUUUUAUGACUACCAGCAGCACACUGGUGUUAAUUUAAUUGCUUUUCUGUCAACUUGAUUAAUCCCCCCUCCUUUGCUAUUAAUAAAUCUAUUUUUCCUUUCAA
Pseudonaja textilis is the source of this 2309-nucleotide messenger RNA. It is a transcript of the gene GATA4, whose product is annotated as GATA binding protein 4. Gene Ontology annotation, biological process: negative regulation of transcription by RNA polymerase II; positive regulation of transcription by RNA polymerase II; cell fate commitment. The record is from RefSeq and is a predicted model, not a curated record. Gene Ontology annotation, molecular function: RNA polymerase II cis-regulatory region sequence-specific DNA binding; zinc ion binding; DNA-binding transcription factor activity, RNA polymerase II-specific. NCBI's taxonomy places the organism in Eukaryota, Metazoa, Chordata, Lepidosauria, Squamata, Elapidae. Gene Ontology annotation, cellular component: nucleus.